This is a messenger RNA of Coturnix japonica (Japanese quail), 2910 nucleotides long. It is a transcript of the gene WT1, whose product is annotated as WT1 transcription factor. Gene Ontology annotation, cellular component: nucleus. The record is from RefSeq and is a predicted model, not a curated record. Gene Ontology annotation, molecular function: DNA-binding transcription factor activity, RNA polymerase II-specific; RNA polymerase II cis-regulatory region sequence-specific DNA binding. Gene Ontology annotation, biological process: negative regulation of apoptotic process; regulation of transcription by RNA polymerase II; negative regulation of cell population proliferation. Lineage: Eukaryota; Metazoa; Chordata; Aves; Galliformes; Phasianidae.
UGCGAGCGCCUCUAUUUGAGCUUUGCAAAGUUGAGGGCGAGCAGGCAGCCGAGGUGCGGCGUGCGAGGCGGCUGUGCCAUCCCCCCCCCCACGGCACGCGCGGACAGACACACAGACACGGCCGCGGCCGCACGGACACGCGCGCACCCCGCCCUGCGCUACGAGCGGGCGCGGCCCCGGAGGCGAUCCUGGAGAACAACCUUUCCCUGUCGCUGCUGCCCGCUCCCGCAGGGCUGGACCCGGGGAGCUGCGUCGCGGAGCAAACCUCCCCCAAGGGGCUGAGCUCUCCGGCCUGGUGCCUGCAGCCGGAGCCGGCCUCCGGCCUGGCGGGCAGAGGCCAGGUGUCCUGGAAUAAGUGCGGCCCGGGGGGAGACUGGCUGCCCGGCGGCAGGCAGAAGGUCUGCGAGCAGAUGGGGUCCGACGUCCGGGACCUGAACGCGCUGCUGCCCUCCGUGCCCUCCCUACCGGGCAACAGCAACUGCGCCAUGCCGGUGAGCAGCGCGGCGCAGUGGGCUCCCGUCCUGGACUUCCCCCCGGGGGCCUCCUACGGCUCGCUGGGGCCGCACUCCUUCAUCAAGCAGGAACCCAGCUGGAACGGGUCGGACCCGCACGAGGAGCAGUACCUGAGCGCUUUCACCGUCCACUUCUCCGGGCAGUUCACGGGCACGGCCGGGGCCUGCCGCUACGGGCCCUUCGGCGCCCCGCCGCCCAGCCAGCCGCCCUCCGGCCAGGCCAGGAUGUUCCCCAACGGGCCCUACCUGCCUAACUGCCUGGAGAGCCAGCAAGCCAUUCGCAACCAGGGUUACGGCACCGUGGCCUUUGACGGGACUCCGAGCUACGGCCACACGCCGUCUCACCACGCCGCGCAGUUUACGAACCACUCUUUCAAACACGAGGACCCCAUGAGCCAGCAGCCGUCUCUAGGGGACCAGCAGUACUCGGUGCCCCCUCCGGUGUACGGCUGUCACACCCCCACGGACAGCUGCACGGGCAGCCAGGCCCUGCUCCUGCGGACCCCCUACAACAGUGACAAUUUAUACCAAAUGACGUCCCAGCUGGAAUGCAUGACAUGGAACCAAAUGAACUUGGGAUCCACGCUGAAAGGCCAUACGACAGGAUAUGAAAAUGAGAACCACAGUGCUCCCAUGUUAUACAGCUGUGGGGCCCAAUACAGAAUACACACCCAUGGAGUUUUUAGAGGCAUACAAGAUGUGCGACGAGUGCCAGGAGUAGCUCCGACUAUCGUUCGAUCAGCAAGUGAGACAAAUGAAAAACGUCCCUUCAUGUGCGCAUACCCCGGCUGUAACAAGAGAUACUUCAAGCUGUCCCAUUUACAGAUGCACAGCAGAAAGCACACUGGUGAAAAACCAUAUCAGUGUGAUUUUAAGGACUGUGAACGAAGGUUUUCUCGUUCAGACCAACUCAAACGGCACCAAAGACGACACACAGGUGUGAAACCCUUCCAAUGUAAAACCUGUCAGAGAAAGUUCUCCAGAUCUGAUCAUCUGAAGACUCAUACCAGGACUCAUACAGGUAAAACAAGUGAAAAGCCUUUCAGUUGCCGAUGGCCCAGCUGUCAAAAAAAAUUUGCCAGGUCCGAUGAAUUAGUCCGUCAUCACAACAUGCACCAGAGGAACAUGACUAAACUGCAGUUGGCCCUUUAGGCAUUUCAAACAAGUGAAUAAACCAGAUGGGACAUUAUGAGCUACUGCAGACUUUAUCAGCCAUCUUCGAUCACCUCUGUCAGAAAGCUGCAGCUGUCUUCGCAUCCCAUUUGACACAAGUUAACUAAACAGUAGGAUUCUGCUCAGCUUCCAUUUGGACUUAACAGAAUUUCCUAUCCAAUAACUUCAAAAGAUUUUUAUUUUCUAUUUUAUUAAAAAAUGAGCAAGAUUACCGCAGUUUCAAGAUUGCUCUAAGCUGUUCUUACAUUUUGUAGGUGUUUCCAGUUUUCUGGUUUUAUUUUUGCUUGAGCUGUUCUAGGCACAUUAUACUGUGCUCUUUUUAGUCCCGCCAUGGGUAGGGUGAUGAGUGCCCGCUGAAGGUAAGCUUCACUCUUACUGAUUUGGUGCACACGCUGAGGUUUCCAAAUGCUGUCCUAGCGGGAUGAAACAGAAACAUCACCUGGGAUACUUGUUGUAAACUCCGUAGUCAUACUGCCAAAAGGCAAACUUUUGAACAUGGAAGCAAUGCUUCUGAAUUUUACAGAUCAACUCUUUUUUAAAGGAACUUCUUAUUUCUAGAGCAGCCAGUGCUAGAUGGACAAGAACCUCUGUAUAGAAAAUAAGAAUCUUACCAUUAAGUUAACUUGUUUUUGAAACAAUUGCAUAAUCGAUUCCCCCCUGCCCCCCAAACUGUUUUAUUCAUCAAACAACCCUAUUUCUCUCCCUCUGUUUCUGUUUCGAUGUAUUUGUUUUAAAUUUAUUCCAUCACGAGAUGCACAGAUCUCCUUUACACAAAAGUGAUUCCAAUCAUUGUAGACAUUUGGGAUUUGUUUACAAUGUAAAGCCACACUGGUUAUGUGGCUUAGCAAGCUGUAUAAACUUAAAACUGAACUUUUAAUGGGGCUGGUCCAGGAUCUCCAUUAACAGAUUACUCUUAAGAUAAGUAACUUAAAAAGACUCUUUGUCAAGUAUAUGUGAAAAAGGCAUUAUUAGUGUAAGGAAAUAUAUUGUUUCAGGGUUUUGGGAGGAGGGGUUUAUUAUUUACUUUUAAUUGCUUGAAAUUGUGUGUAUAUAUAUAUAUAUCUGAUAAUGUAUUGCUCUUAGACAUCUAAAAUUAGAAACUGUAUAAAUAUUAGAUGCAUCACUGUUCUGAUGUUGUUGCUGUUACAAACUAUUGAUAACACUAAGAAUGUAACCUGCAUUUUUCACUGAGCUUUCAAUUAAAGCCCAUUCGAAGAGAAACAAA